UAGCAGUGCCUCCGCCACCUAGGGAGAAUCCAUUCCACCACUUUCAAGCUCAUGCUCUGCUGUUCUGUAUACGCAUUCGGCUUCGCAGGUGAGGCCUGGGUGGGUUGCUCUGUAGUGCCACUGCGGCGCGCGUGUUCUCCAGCCGCAGGCUUCCGUUGCACCUCCAUCGAAGGUCUCGACGAGCUUACCCCAGAAGCUCGAGAGAUUCACACGUUGUCAGCAGACGAAUCACGAUCCUUUCUUCGGUUACCUUCGUUUGUUGCCUAGUCGGCCAUCUCCGCAACGCUCCCAGUCUCAGACUGAACCUUUGGUUUGAAACCCCAGGAUCGUGCCCGCGGCGUCGUUGGCUGGGAGCAUAGUGUUGGAAGGUGUGUUUCUCCUCGGAGCCAGUCACAGAGCCAGAAAGGCAGGCGACGAAGACCGUAUCGCUCGCGUUUGCGUGGAAAAUAACUUUUUUUUAAGGCAGCUUGUUUGUUCGCGUUCGCCCUUCACAAACACGCGAGCGAGUCUCUCAGUUCAGCCCUUUCACUCCCCGAGUGAGAGCCUGUGAGACUCAGAUAGUCUCAGCCUCGCAAAAGCCACAUCUCUCCCUUGUUUGGAGCUUACUAGGCAGAACCCUGCUCGACGAAUCCUAGUUCAGAACGGUUCAGAACGGUUCAGUGUGUGAAUCCAGACGCUAGUAGCAUUUACCUCACGGGUUUCGAGCCGCCAGUGCAUGCGGGGAGUCCCGACGGCAGAGGGGCGGAUGUCGACCGGAAAGAGAACGCCGAAUGCGAGAGCCAACGGACGGUUUGACGGGUGGCCAAACGGACGGCUACCCAGACGGCCAAACGGUCGGCUUAACGGACGGCAGCUAACGAUGGUCGCAGUGCUGGCGAUGGUUGCGUGCGCGGUGAUGCAGCUGCGCAUCGCAUCUGCUGGCGUCGCCGUGCAUUCGUCACAAACGACCGCGAUGCAAGCAAUAGCCGACACGUGGCCCGACAUCACUGCCACGUGGGUCGCCGGGGCGACCUGUGACACGUGGCUGGGCGUGGUGUGUGACGCGGACGGCUACGUUACGCAACUCGACUUGAGCGGCCAUGAUCUGGAGGGAGUGAUUCCCUCCGCCGACAUGACCACGCUUGUCACGCUGCAAGAGCUCAAGCUACACGACAACUCAAUCGAGGGUGACUUACCAGUCGAAUUCAGUGCGCUGACGGCGCUCACCAUUCUGUCGCUGGGUCGCAACGAGAUCACUGGGUUCAUCCCUCCCGGCUACUCUGCACUCUCUAAGCUCAAAUACCUUCUCUUCAGCGACAACCGCAUCACGGACCAAGUGCCCUCGGACCUCAGCACUCUCACGGACCUCCAAGCACUCGACCUGAGCAAGAACCGUCUGUCUGGCAGCAUUCCAGCAGGGGUCGUCGCUCUCCCCAACCUCAUCUACUUCGACAUUUCACACAACGAGUUCUCCGGAGCUCCACCCACGGGAUUCGCUACCACCUCCUUCCAAACAACUUCCCAGGCGACUUACAACAUCGAGCGGAACUAUUUCACCGGGUCGGCCCAAGCUAGCAUCACGGCGGGCAGCGGAGCAAUUUCUUUCUGCCCGAUCGACCUCCAAGGGGGGUUCGCAAAAGCCUCCCUUCUGCCCUACAGCCCGUCUCUCUAUGGGUCGGUGCGAGGAAACUGCAUGGCAACUUCCAGCAGCGGACCGUGCACGUCAGACACGCAGCGGAAGACGAAAGAUUGUUUGGCGUUUUGUGGCGCAGGCGCGCCGGGGGGGGCGUGCGGGGGGCACGGGCGGUGUUAUUUGUCCGGGACCUCGCUCAUCCCGACGUGCGAAUGCGAGGCAGGCUAUAACGCGUAUUUUGCAAUCAAGGACGGGAUCAGAUACCCCUCGUGCAACACAGCAGCGGUUAACCCGCCACCGCCGCCCCCCCCACCCGUAACAGAAGACCCCGAGAAGCGCAAGCCAGGGCUCAAGGACAGUGACGACCAGGCCGUUGCAACCAAGCCGCUCACCAACUUCAACAAGUACUUCCGCCACGUGAGCCUGGGAUACACCGGCACGGCCACCAAGCCCUCGUGGACGUACAAGACGGUGGUGGACUGGCGCACCCAGGUGGUCAACAAGCAGACACGCACUGUUGUGGGGCCCACCCUCGACCAGGGCCUGUGCGCUGCCUGCUGGGCGCUGGUGCCCGUGGCAGCAAUUGAAGCAGCUUAUGCGAUAGCCUAUGGGUCGAACCAGCCCAACAUAUCGGGGCAGCACAUACUCAACUGCCAGGGCACCUGGGAGUGCGUGGGCGGCAUCCCCUCAGACGCCUUCCAGUUUGCAGCCACGGGCGGAGUGCUCUCGGAGUUAAUGGUGCCGUACACGGGUGAACGCGACAAUUCCAGCUGCGGGCCUGCUGCAAGGCGGCGCCUUUCAGCGUCCUUCCCACCGGACCUCUGGUUCGACCAAGCGCUCGACCUGGAUCACAGCACCUCGAUACAAGGUUCCCCGCUACAACAACAGCAAUCACUACCAGCCAUUGUCUCGUCCUCAAGGCGCAUGUCGUCCCACGUCGCCCCUGCUCCUCCUCCUCCCCCAUCUCUGUCCUCUUCUCCAGUUCCUCCUCCGCCCCCUCCCCCUCCCUACGCUGCUCUGGAGAAUGACCCCCAACUGGCCUUGCAAGUUGCUCUCUCUGAAUCGCCACCACUCACCCCUCGCCCUCCUCCUCCCCCCUCUCCUUCACCCACCCCCUUCUCCACCCUCCUCUCCUCUCUCUUUCAAAUCCCUCGCGCCCGCAUCCUCCAAUCAUCCUCCUCCUCCUCUUCCUCUUCCUCCUCGUCUGCCUCCUCUGCCUCCCUCGUUUCCUCCACUUCCUCCUCCUUCCGUUCUCUAUUAUCGUCGUCCUCCUCCUCCUCUCAAGCGUCCACCAUGGGCCUAUUCAACCCCAAGAAGCCUAAGAAGAAGGCCCCUCCUGCGCCUGCUGCCAAGCCACGCUCGGGGCCGUACAAGAUCGCCAUGUUUGAGCAGGUGUCGGUGUCUGGUUGGCUGGGCAUGGUGUUGGCGCUGCAGGCGCAGCCAGUCAUUGCGAACGUGGCGGCGGAUCGGCCGUCCUUCAUGGAUUACGCUGGGGGCUACAUCUACGCGGACCCCGACUGCUUCAUCAACGGGGUGGUGAACCACAUCGUGCUGCUGGUGGGGUACAGCAUGGUGGGAGCCACGCCAUACUUCAUCCUGCAAAACUCCUGGGGAACCACCUGGGGGGAGGCCGGCUUCAUGCAGAUGGCCAUCGAAUCAGGCAAUGGCAUCUGUGGCAUCAACACGUCGCCCGCACUCUACCCUGUCGUCCGUGGGCCCAACCCGUGUGUGCCGAACCCGUGUGGGGGGGGCACGUGCAGUGCUGGCAGGGGGCCGGGGGGCUACACGUGCAAGUGCAAGACGUACUUCGUUCUUGGGAAGAACGUGGACCAAUCGCCUGUGUGCAUUCCACUGAAGCCAUGCUCCCUCAACGCAGUGAACCCCUGUCAGGUGGGCACGUGUGUGGACGACAGCAAGGGCGGCUACAACUGCAUCUGUCCUCCGGGGUUCUUCUUUGAUGCUGAGCCGGACAACACCCCCUCCUGCAUCCUCGGCCCCACACCAGACGAGAUAAAAGUAUUUCCGGGGCUCACAUGCGACCUUGUGAUGUCAACCUAUGGGAUCAGCCUGGCCAAUUUCACCCGGCUCAACCGCAAGCUGGACUGCACCAGGCUUCAGCCAGACGACGAGAUCAAAAUCGGGGACACCAAUCCCUGCGCCACCCCCUAUCCCAUCACAUAUAGUGAGACGUGUGCGGAGGUGGCAGCAGAGUUCAAAAUCACACUAGAACAGCUCAAGGAGCUGAACCACGAGCUCCACUGCGACAAGCCGCUGCAGAUCGGCCAGCAGGUGUGCAUUGAGCGGGGUACACCCGACUUGCCAAUGUGCCAGGAGUAUGUGACCUUAGUGGAGGGUGACACGUGCGACACUGUAAUGAUGUCCGCGCGGCCGCCUCUGACCAGCCAGGAGUUCUACGCUUUGAAUCCAGGCAUCAACUGCAACGCGGGCGAGCAGACGCUGCUGGGCCAGCAGAUUUGUACGCGUGGUGGCCAAUCAAGUGUCUUGCUGGGUGCUUCGAGAUGCGUUACAAGGAAGACAUAUACAGUAGUUACUGGCGAUACAUGUGCUCGCGUCCUUGCACUCUAUUUUAAGUCCUCAGCACGCCUGCUAGCACAAUAUAACAGUGGCUACGUUUGCACAAACAGCCGGUUAUACAAAGGAACAGUGCUGUGCAAGGCACCCUAGGACUUGAAUUGGUGUUUUGCGAGCAUAUGUAGCAACCUAGCUAUCUGGCUAUCUAAUUACAAUGUGGUGCCAAUGGUGUAAUGCUUUUGUAAUAU
Messenger RNA from Closterium sp. NIES-67, 4392 nucleotides. Lineage: Eukaryota; Viridiplantae; Streptophyta; Zygnematophyceae; Desmidiales; Closteriaceae. The record is from the annotation of a GenBank genome assembly.